Molecule: messenger RNA, 1416 nt
Organism: Closterium sp. Yama58-4
Lineage: Eukaryota; Viridiplantae; Streptophyta; Zygnematophyceae; Desmidiales; Closteriaceae
Source: the annotation of a GenBank genome assembly
AUGGCACUCUCUGAGGAACUCUCUUCCUUGAAGAUGAAAGAAGGGGAGGGGGUGGCUGCAUACUGGGCGCGUGCCGAGGACUUGAGGUCCAAGUACUUGGCUGCAGGAGGGAAGGAGGAGGUUGAGGAGUGGAUGAUGAGGGUACUCAAAGGACUACCUCCUCACUUUGAGAUGCUGAAGGUAGUGCUGAACAACCAAUCACCAUCGCUUACUAAGGAUCAACUGCUUACCUCCUUGAGGAGCGAGGAGAUGCGGAUUGGUGUCGCACCAAGAUCGGAUGGUGUAGCCACUUUUGGAGCGGGUACGAAAGUGGGCAGCAUCAGCGACAGGGGAAAUUUGGACAAGGGAGGAAAGCAUGGAGGCAGCGGUAGCAGCAGUGACACCAACUCGGGCAGAUGCGGUCAAGGAAAAGGCAAAGCGGGAGUGCUUGAUUUCCCCUGGGGAUCCAAGGGCACGGCUCCGCGGGGGUUGUGUCAUGGCUGUUGGGAUGAGGGACAUGCAUGGCAGCGAUGUCCUUAUCGACCUAAGGAAGGCAUUCCGGCAAGCUUAAAGCGGGGGGGUCGUGGAUCCAACGGCAAGGCACAGGUGGCGGAUGAGGAGGAGCAGGAUGACAAGGCAAAAGCAGUGGUUGGAGAGGCAGUUGCAGCAGUGGGAGAGGAGCAGCCGCGAGAGGGGUGGUGGAUUGACAGUGGGGCCAGCCACAACUUUACUCCUUAUGCAUCGGACUUCAAAAGUAAGCUUCAGCCACCAGAGGUUCGGGGAGUUAGAUUGGGAGAUGGACAGGUGGUGAAAGCUGUUGGCAUGGGUGAGGUGCCAGUGGUUGGUGCUGGAGGUCAGCUGCUGAGGAUUCAAAAGGUCCACCUUGUGCCUGAGAUGCACACGCGUCUGCUGUUAGUCCCACACCUCACCUCUCGAGAUGUCAUUGUCACAUUCAAGGGCAAGAAAUGCGUUCUUAAACAGGGGGAGAGGGUGUUGGCGAUUGGAGAAAAGGAAAGGGGCAGGGACCAUGGAUUGGUGCGGAUGUCUCUUCCUCUUGCUCGGGGCACACAAGGCAGUGCUCUUGCAGCUGGGUCCUCCUCCUCAUUUUCCCCAUUGACCCUUGCUCAUCGCUGCCUUGGUCACACCGCCCCCACAACAUUGCAACAAAUGGCUCGGGGGAACGGUGUACUGGGCUUGGAGAUCGGGGGGGGGGGAAGCACUGAUUGCUCCCCAUGUGAGCCUUGCUUAUUGGGAAAGUCGGCUUGGAAGCCGUUUCCCCACGAGGCGUCUCGGGCACUUGGGCCUUUGGAUGAGGUCCACAUGGAUUUGUGGGGGCCAGUGCGCACACCAUCACUGGGAGGAGCGGUGUAUGUCCUCAAUCUCAUUGACGACUUCACCAGACGAGUUUGGUCGUUCCCACUCCCCAACAAGGAAUAG